Molecule: messenger RNA, 3518 nt
Organism: Fundulus heteroclitus (mummichog)
Lineage: Eukaryota; Metazoa; Chordata; Actinopteri; Cyprinodontiformes; Fundulidae
Product: adenosine receptor A3
Exons: 3
Coding region: 2443-3450 (335 amino acids)
Biological process (GO): G protein-coupled receptor signaling pathway
Cellular component (GO): membrane
Molecular function (GO): G protein-coupled receptor activity
Source: RefSeq, a predicted model, not a curated record
AAACAAGGAAAAGGAAGAUGAUUAAUCAGCACGGAGUAACAAUCCUGCAGCAGCAGUCAGAUGGUCCAGGAGGAAGAGUAUUAAAUGGAUGGGACUAUGUGAUAUUUGCCACAGGGAUAAUACAGACAAUACUUUAUAACUGCUAAAGCAUAUUUGUUGAAACCAUCUAUCCUUUCAUGCAAACCUGUGAACAAAAAACCCAUUCUUCAAACUGCAUUCUUAAUCUUAGCAGAUUUUCUACAUCUGUUAGUAAAAAUGUUGGCAGCCUUUUGGAAAUCCCAAAGCUAGAAUAAGAAUCUAUAUUUUCUAGUAAAUAAUAAGAGAAUGAUGUUUUUGUAAUGACAACCACUGUAAUCACACUAAAUUACAAAUAUCAGCUUUUUUUAAUGUGUGCUCUGUAAUCAAUGUGCCUCUUGGAUUCAAUCCCAUUUCUGGUGUUCAUAGACAGGUUCACAAGGCAUGGAGAGGAGGGUGUAUGCUUUUGGAAUCUCAGGGUCUCCAUGUUGCGUUUGCAGAUUAUGUUGUUUUAUUGCCAUCUUCAAGCAAUGAACUUCUGCUAGAGCGCUUUAAAAAAGGCGUAAAGUGGCCAGGAUGAGCGUCGGCUCCAAAAAGUCUGCGGUCAUGCUUCUCAAUCAGAAAAGGCUAGAGGGUUUUCUUCCAGUAGUUGCUGAGGGUGUGUCUUCCACUGCAGGUUAACUGGACUCAGCCUUAGAUACAGAGCAAGCUUAUGCUCCUCUCCAUAGACAGGAGUCCGCUGAUGUGGUUCAUCUGAUCAAAAUGCCUCCAGUAGAGAAGACAGAACAGAAACCCAGAACUCACUGGAGGCACGACAACCUGGGAUGGAUGAUAGCCCUGCAAAUGACUUAAAUCUGGUUCCUUUAUAAAUGGUUUGCAGCUACUGGACAAAAGGCCAAAAAGAUAAAACAAUAAAAUAAAAUUGAACAGCUAAAGGUGCAUUAUCUUUAAUCUCUUCUUGCAUCUGCAUUCUGUCUCCUCAUUGAUUUCACACUAAUCAGCAUUCAGAACUGAAAGGAAAUGUGAGCUGCUCAGACUCCUACAAUGACUUGUCCUGAUGUGGCGAGCAGCAGCAGCUUCAGUCUCAGCUCAUGAAGUCACUAAACAUAAAUCUAACCACACACGAGCAUUUAGAGGUCUGAGGCUGAGGAUCAUAAUGAUAAUCAGACACAGCACGCCUGUUAUUACCAGAUUCAGGUGUUAUGACACGUGUACAGACACAAACCAACAUGUGCUAUAUCUGUGAGGACGCUGUUGAACCAAAGUGAAUGACCCAAGCUGAACCCUAAAAUCAGGCACAUACCAUCUCCGUCACCACAUUUACCCCUUAUGGUUUAAAUAUCUGGCUGUUGGAAUAGUGUCAUAAUGUUACAAAUUACUUUCUCUAGGUGCCUCAAACAGUACGUCCAGGAUAAAGUGUGCCCACAGAGCAGUGACUGGCCUCAGUAAGGUGGUUUAAACCUCAGUUUGUCCACUCAAACACACACAGGAUAUUGGAUGUUCAGGCCGUGUUGACUUUCCAGUCACCAGAUAACUGUGUGUGUGUGUGUCUGUCAUCAUCGCCAUCACCUCAGCAGGUGAUGGACAUGUAGGCCAUGGUAACUGUCUCUGUGGAGACAUAAUCACAGGGCAAGACACACCUCAUGUAGUCCUUAUUCAGCAAGGCAGGCUCAGAUGGGGAGAACACAUGUAAGAUCAGUGAUGGACAUCAAGAGCCAGCUCUGAACUCUGAGUGGAAUCUUUGCUUCUUUUGAUUUACGGGAAGACUAAAUGUGACUAAACUGUGGCAGCAAGGACCAAAACCUGGAGUUGAACAUCAGGUAACACAUGAUGACUGAGAUCUUUCUAUCUGAGCUAUACACAGGGCUAACGACUGAUGGCGGACAUAUGGCAGACCUGUGUUAUUAAGUUUGGAAACCAGGUACUGAAUCGUACUGCGAUUACUCAUCAUUAUGAAUGACUGAAAAGUUGCUGAAGUCGGGUGAAACAAGCCGUCACAGCUUUUUAUUUUAUGCUUCUACCUACUCUGAGCCAAAAGAGGAAAAGCCAUCUCCGUGGACCAGAACUUAUCUCAACCCUGCUGAUCGCUGCUCACACCAUCUGAACUGUAGGACAACUAAAGUCCUCCAAGAGCUGUCAUCAAAAAAAAAAAAGGCAAAGACUGCGUUUCUUUUUUCUCUUUACAGAUUGCGAUACACCAACAUCCGGUUUCUGCGACUUUCUGGACGACAAAAAUGUAACUAUAAUCUACUCUCGUUUUUUAAAGAAAACUUCCUUUGCGGAGUGAGAAAAUACCAUCCAGAAAGCUCAGUGGCUCCAUGAGUGUGGAGGAAAGUGGCGUGGCGCUGGUGGUCGGUCAUAAAGAAGCAGCAGAGUUAGUGCUUACAUGUAGCACCUUAUCAGAGCUGCAUAUGUGAUCAUCUAGAGAUGGAGGGCGCUCUGAGGGUGCUGUACGCUGUGCUCAUGGUUCUGUCAGGUACAGUAGCCGUCUGUGGAAACCUUUGUAUUCUGACCGUAGUACUCCUCAACAGAGAGCUUCGGACCGACACGCUGGGCCUCACCUUGAGCUUCAGUCUCAGUGACCUGGCUACUGGACUCGCCAUCAUUCCCUUUGGAGUGCACAACAGCCUGACCUGGCCUGAUGUAUACCCCAGCAAAGGUGCCAUGUGUCAAGGGAGCGGCUUCCUCCUUCUCCUCUUACAGUCCUCUUCUAUUCAGUCCCUCACCUGGGCCACAGUGGACAAGUUCACAGCGAUCUGCUUUGCCCUUAGUUACCAGAGCAUCUGGACCACCCGGAGGAGCGGGGUCCUGCUGGCCCUCAUCUGGCUGUUCUGCCUACUGAAUGCCUGUCUGCCCCUGCUGGGUUUCGGCAGCUAUGCUUACAGUGAGUCCCGGUUUCUCUGCUGUCUAGAAUUCACUCCUGAAAACAGGCCCUUUGUGAUGCUGUGGAUGGUGGCUAGCAUCGUGGUGCCGAUCCUCACCAUGUGCUCUCUGUACGGAUACAUUGUCUACAUUGCCAGGAAACAGGCUAGAAGAGGAACUUUUGUGUGUAAUGAGUUGCACUGCUUCUAUGUUCCUGCAAACAAUUACCUGAGGAGCUCCAUUGUGAUGGUCACCACCUCAGUGUGUUUGCUGGUCUGUUGGCUGCCGUACAUUUCAGUCUGUCUGUACGAGACGUUCAGCGGUCAGCAGAGUCAAGGAUUCACCUCGGCCCUGUCUACCUGGCUGGUUCUCACCAGUUCUGCCCUCAACCCCUGGAUCAUCUGCAUGACACAGAACAGGUACAGGUCAGCAGUGCAUCAGAGUCUUGGCAGAUUUUAUCAGAGGUGUUCUGGGAUGUUUCUGCAGCUGCAUUUCCAGAAUUCUGUUGUCCAGCUGAACACAGCCAGUCCCACCACAGCAACAGCAACCACAGCUGAAACUCGGCUGGCAUGACAGCCAGCUGCACCUACACCUCACCAGCUCGCCGGUGACCGGCUUGUCUGACCUGACAGAAUCUUUAU